Messenger RNA from Amphimedon queenslandica, 4725 nucleotides. Its product is annotated as transcription elongation factor SPT6-like. Gene Ontology annotation, biological process: transcription elongation by RNA polymerase II; transcription elongation-coupled chromatin remodeling; nucleosome organization. Gene Ontology annotation, cellular component: transcription elongation factor complex. The coding region runs from base 44 to 4621 and encodes 1525 amino acids. Gene Ontology annotation, molecular function: nucleosome binding; DNA binding; histone binding. The record is from RefSeq and is a predicted model, not a curated record. NCBI's taxonomy places the organism in Eukaryota, Metazoa, Porifera, Demospongiae, Haplosclerida, Niphatidae. The transcript is spliced from 33 exons.
AAAAAUACCAAACAAUUAACUAGGUAGGUGUGGUCUAAAUAAAAUGGCGGAUGACAAGGAGGGAUUCUUUGACGAUGAAGCCGAAGAAUCUGAAGCCGAAGAGGAAGAGGAAGGCGGGAAAGGAAGGAGAGGAGGCCUCCUCAGUAGUGAAGACUCGGAGGAAGAAGAAGAUGAUGAUGAUGGGCAAGAUCUUGAAGACUUGAUUGAUGAUAAUGUGGUAGAGGAGGAGGAGGGGGAGGGGGACGAGGGGAGGGAGAGGAAGAAACGUCGGAAGAGAAGUAUUGACGACCAAUUAGAUGAUGAAGAUUAUGACGUCAUUUUAGAAAACACAGGAAUCAGUGUACACAAGAAAUUCAAACGUGUACAAAUGUUUGAUAGUGACGAUGAAGAAGAGGGCGUGGUCAAUGACGAGGGUGUGGAGCCAGGUCCAUCAGAUAACGAGGAAGAAUUGGCUCUAGAUCAAUCAUUUGAUUCAAAUCAGUCUCGGCAAAAGGGUGCCAGUAGGGUUGAAGAGGAAGAUGAUGAUGAAUUUGGUGAUUUCAUUGUUGGGGAUGAUGGGAGACCAGUCGGCUACAAGAAAACUGAUUUAUUUUCAGAACCAGCACUACUAGAGGCCCAGGAGAUAUUUGGCGUCGAUUUUAAACCGUCGGAUUUUGGACUGGGAUCAGACGAGGAGGGAGAGGAGGAGGAGGUAGGAGAGGAGGAGGAGAGAGAAGACGAUGAUGAUGAAAUGGAUGGUGAAGUGGGUGUGAGAGUUAAAAAGAGAAAGAAGAAAUCAAAGAACAGGAGUAUCUAUGACGUUUAUGAGCCGAGUGAGCUGGAGAGAAGCCACCUAACUGACCAGGACAAGAUAAUACGAAUAACUGACGUACCAGAACGAUACCAAACUAGAGCUAUACCAGUUCGUAGCAGUGACGAGGGAGAGUUGCAGCUGGAGUCAGACUGGGUCUACCAUCAAGCGUUCUGCUCCCCUCCUGUCUCCAACCAGCCUUACUCCCAGCACACACAGCAACAGAGAGCAGGUGCCGUGUCUAAUGCCAAAUCACCCUCAGCCAUUCCUAAAAUAAAGGAAGCUUUGAACUUUAUGCGAAAUUAUUUCUUUGAAGUUCCUUUUAUUGGAACAUAUCGUAGAGAAUACGUAGAGCCUGAACUGAACAUGGAGGACUUGUGGAAGAUUUAUUACUGGGACGAGAAGUGGAUGCAGCUGCAACAGAGAAAGAAAGAUUUAAAGAAGUUGUUCAAGAGGAUCCAGGACUGGCAGUUUAACAAAGUGAAGGAGGAGCCCGAGAGAGCUCUGAAUGAAGACUAUCGGACACUUGACACUGACGAUAUACUUAGGUUGGAUGCAGUACAGACAGAAGAAGAGCUGUCAGAUGUUUACGCCCACUUCAUGUUGUAUUAUGGGCGUGACCUGAUAGCAAUGAAGAAUAAGAGAGAGUCUACUGCUGAUACUGAUAAUGAUGAUGUGCUAAAGACCACUGUGAAACAAUCUAAGAAGAAGGACUAUUAUUCUUUAUGUCAAGAGGCUGGUUUGGGUGCUCUGGCUUCAAAGUUUGGUCUAACUCCGGAGCAAUUCGGAGAGAACUUGAGAGACAACUACCAAAGACACGAGACAGAGCAGCAUCCUUAUGAACCAGAAGAAGCAGCUCAGGAAUUUAUACAAACAUCAGGUUUGUUUGUUAACGUCAGAGCUGUGUUGCAGGGGGCAUGUCACAUGGUUGCUAUGCAACUCGCCUCAGAACCUCUGGUACGACAAGCACUGAGACAAGUCUAUCAGACUAGGGCAGUCAUUAAUGUAUCACCUACCAAAAAAGGAAGAAAAGAGAUAGAUGAAUCUCAUUCAAUAUUCUCUUAUAAGUAUAUUAAGAAUAAACCGGUCCGUGAGAUUAAAGGAGAUGAGUUUCUGAGGCUCCAUCAAGCGGAGACUGAUGGAUUAAUUAAUGUUAAGAUAUCAAUAGACAUUGAGCAAUCAUCUUACGAUAAGAGAGGUCAGUCGUCGACAUUCCUUGAAGAAAUAAGAAUCCUGUUUUAUAGAGAUGAGUUCAGUUUGCUGGUAGAGAAAUGGAAUGCCCAGCGUGCCCAGUCGGUGGCCCAGUGUCUGAUGAAGGUGCUCUAUCCUCAAAUGGAGAAAGAGUUGAGAGCUAAACUGUUAGCGGAAGCUAAGGAACACGUACUACAGUGCUGCGUGUUGAAGUUCAGGAACUGGUUGGACGUGGGUAACUCCCUCACCUCAAGAGAUGAGGAUGAAGUCAUCAACGAGUCUGAGACCAGUCACAGGGUAAUGGCCGUGGCUUACUCUGACGACUGGAGUGUCCCUAGUUUUGCUUGUUUUUUAAACGGUAACGGCGAGGUACUGGAUUACCUGAGACUAGCUUACAUUCAUAAAAGAGUUAACGUUAACAGUGAAGUGGAGAAGGAGCAGAAGGAGGAGGAGACUAGGAAGUUACGGCAGACGAUGGAAAAGAGAAAACCUGAUGUUGUUGUAGUAGCUGCUUCAUCAAGGCAAGCUCUAAGUGUCAUUGAUGAAUUAAAGACGUGUCUAGUUGAAGCUGAUGGUGUAGCCCCGCCCACUAUUGAACUAAUGGAUCCGAAUAUAUCAGAAAUAUACUCAAAAUCCAACAGAGCUAAAGAGGAGUUUCCCAGCUACCCCCAGUUAUUAUUGUGUGCCAUUUCUUUGGGUCGACGUGUACAGGAACCCUUGUACGAGUUCACGUCACUUUUGUCCUCACACGAUGAAGAAUAUCUAUCAUUGAUACUCCACCCACUCCAGAGGUCUUUAUCAGUCGAGGACCUGAAGAAAGGACUGGAGGUGGAGCUAGUUAAUAAAGUUAACUCAAUUGGUGUUGAUAUUAACUUCUGUAUUGAGCACUCACAUGCUGAGCACAUGCUACCCUAUGUGGCUGGUUUUGGACCGAGGAAAUCAACUGGGCUCCUUAAACUGUUACGUCAGGAGAACAUACAGCUCCAGAACAGGUCUCAGAUUGUUACCCAGUGUUCCAUUGGUCCUCAGGUAUUCAUCAACUGUGCUGGAUUCAUUAAAGUACUGCCGUCUACCUUCACUGUCAGUGAUUCUGCGUACGUGGAGGUCCUUGACAGCACUAGAGUUCAUCCUGAGACCUACGAGUGGGCAAGAAAAAUGGCCUUCGAUGCUCUUGAGUAUUAUGACGAGGUGGGUGAUGAGUCCAAUCCCAGUGCAGCUGUUGAGGACGUGAUGGACACACCUGAGAAACUAAAGGACCUUGAUUUGGACGCCUUCGCUGAUGAGCUACGCAGACAAGAGUAUGGUGAUAAGGGACUGACAUUGUAUGAUAUUCGUGACGAGUUGUUUGCUCCUUUCAGAGACAAUAGACAAAUGUUUGGUAAAAUGUCUGCAGAUGAAAGAUUCACUUUAUUAACUGGUGAGACUCAUGAUACUAUUCACGAGGGUAAGCUGAUCACCUGCACUGUGGUUGGGAUAGCCAGGAGACGUCCCAAUCAAGAGGCACUGACACAAGCUAAUCCAAUAAGAGACCAGACCGGCUAUUGGCAGUGCCCCUUCUGUUUAGCGUCUGAUUUUGCUGACGUCAGCAGAGUGUGGUCUCAUGUUGACAGCCACGAGUGUCCUGGUCAGCCAGUCGGAGUAAGAACGAGAUUAGAAAACGGGUUAAACGGGUUUAUUGCUAUCAAGAACAUCAGCGACAGUUUGGUACAUAAUCCUGAGGACAGGGUCAAGCCUGGUAUGACCAUACACUGUCGUAUAUUAUCAGUUAAUAUUGAGAAGUUUUCAGUUGAUUUGACUUGCCGUAGCUCAGACCUCAUCGACAAGGCAGGGAAAUUUAGCAUAACGAGGGAUAUCUAUUUUGAUUAUGAAGCAGCUGAAGCUGAUAGUAAGAAAGACCGGGCUGCCACUCAACAGAAACCAAAAGAUAGGUACUUGAAGAGGGUUAUCGUUCAUCCUUCGUUUAAAAAUGUGUCAUUUUUGGAGGCUCAGAAGUUGCUGAUGAACAUGGAGCAAGGAGAAGCCAUAUUUAGACCGAGCAGUCAAGGUGUUGAUCAGUUAACUCUAACCUGGAAGGUUACGGACUCCAUCAUACAACACGUUAACAUCAAAGAGGAGGGAAAACCAAACCAGUUUAGCAUAGGGAAGUCACUUUUAAUUGGAAACGAAGAAUAUGAAGAUUUGGAUGAAAUACUGGCCAGAUAUGUUCAGCCAUUAGCUGGUAACGUCCGAGACAUAUUGACUUACAAGUAUUACAAUGAAGCUAAUGGCGGAGACAAGAGGAUCCUUGAGAAACUCCUCAAAGACGAGAAGACCAAGCACCCUAAGAAGAUACCUUAUUUCCUGAGCGCCUCCAGGGAGCACCCCGGCAAGUUUAUACUAUCAUACCAGCCGUCAACUAGAGCAAAGUUUGAAUACGUUGGUAUAAAACCGGAGGGAUACUGGUACAGAGGGCAGCUGUUCCGAAGUGUUAAUAGUCUCAUCAAUUGGUUCAAGGAGAACUUUAGAGCCGCACCCGUUAUAAGGCACACGCCCACUCCUAGCGUCAGUAGUGCCACGCCCUCUUUUAGGGGUAUCCCCUCGUCUGUCAGGGGGGCGACCCCUUACACCCCUGGUCAGUGGGACAAGACACCUGUAAUGUAGCUCAUGUACUCUCUCAUUUCUUAUUAAUAAAUUAUGUUCCUUUAUUAUUAUUAUUAUUAUUAUUAAUUUUUUCUAUGAUAAUUAAGCUUUAGCCCCGCCCCUUA